Molecule: messenger RNA, 1364 nt
Organism: Ochotona curzoniae (black-lipped pika)
Lineage: Eukaryota; Metazoa; Chordata; Mammalia; Lagomorpha; Ochotonidae
Gene: HMG20B
Product: high mobility group 20B
Exons: 10
Coding region: 77-1015 (312 amino acids)
Biological process (GO): regulation of gene expression
Cellular component (GO): nucleus
Source: RefSeq, a predicted model, not a curated record
GGCAGGGCGCUUGGUUGGAGCGGCGCGGCCCGUGGAAGGUCCGGGAAAGUUUGUGUGGAGGUCCAGCCGAGCGGCCAUGUCCCAGGGCCCCAGGCAGGCCGUCCCGCCCGCGGGCAGCAGGGCUCCGGGCCCCCACGGCUUUGUGGUUCCGGUCAAGCAGGAGCGUGACCCUCGGCCGGGAGAGAAGGGGCCUGCUGAGGAGGAGCCCGUCAAGAAGCGCGGCUGGCCCAAGGGCAAGAAGCGGAAGAAGGUGCUGCCCAAUGGGCCCAAGGCGCCGGUCACCGGCUACGUGCGCUUCCUCAACGAGCGGCGGGAGCAGAUCCGCACGCGCCACCCCGACCUGCCCUUUCCCGAGAUCACCAAGAUGCUGGGCGCCGAGUGGAGCAAGCUGCAGCCGGCCGAGAAGCAGCGGUACCUGGACGAGGCGGAGCGGGAGAAGCAGCAGUACAUGAAGGAGCUGCGCGCCUACCAGCAGUCAGAGGCCUACAAGGUGUGCGCCGAGCGGCUGCAGGAGAAGAAAAUCAAGAGAGAGGACUCGGGCUCCCCCGGCCUCCUCAGCGCGGUGCUCAAUGGACACAAGCCCGGGGACUGCGAUGGGCUGUCCACGUUCGAUGUGCCCAUCUUCACCGAGGAGUUUCUGGACCAAAACAAAGCGCGCGAGGCUGAGCUGCGGCGCCUGCGCAAGAUGAACGUGGCCUUCGAGGAGCAGAACGCGGUGCUGCAGCGGCACACGCAGAGCAUGAGCAGCGCGCGGGAGCGCCUGGAGCAGGAGCUGGCGCUGGAGGAGCGGCGCACGCUGGCACUGCAGCAGCAACUGCAGGCCGUGCGCCAGGCGCUCACCGCCAGCUUCGCCGCGCUGCCCGUGCCCGGCACGGGCGAGACGCCCACGCUGGGCACCCUUGACCUGUACAUGGCACGGCUGCACGGUGCCAUUGAGCGUGACCCCACGCGCCACGAGGCCCUCAUUGCCCGCAUCAAAGAGAUCCUGGCUCAGGUGGCCAGCGAGCACCUGUGAAGGGGAACCUGGGGCAGCCCCUUCCCACAGCCGCCCACGGAGCAGAGGCUGCGGUCUGCUGUGGGGGUCCGCUACGGGGACCAGGCCCCGUCCUGCACCUUGGGGCUCCAGCCCCCCGAGACUAAGCUCCCCCCAGGCACCGGUUCCUGGGUCACCUGACGGGGCAGGGGGUGGAGGGGGCACACGAGUGCCCACCCCCAGGCGGGGACAGGGGGCUCGCUCUGGCUGUGCCUCCCUGGCACCUGGAGGACUCCGCCUUCCUCACCCUGGGGUGCCCACCGGGAGUGGGGGUGCUGGUGCUGACGGGGCGACGGGCUCCACCCACUGCGCAAUAAAGCUGUGGGCAUUU